AUGCGGUCCCGACAUCCUCGUCGCAUGAUCAAUGAGGCCAUCAAGGACAAUUCCCUGCCUCAGCUCAUCACGGCUCUGGAAAUUGUCAAGGCCAAUCCUCUCUCCAACAAUUAUCUUGAACAAUUACUUCCGUCGGUGCUGGGGCAAUGUAUUCGUCAUGGGAGCGUCGACCUAGUGAGAUAUCUUCUAGAGCAUGAAAAAGCACCCAUGACAUUUGUCUCUCCUCUCGCCAUUAGCGGAAACCCCUCGAUCGCUCUUCUUGAGCUGCUUCUGACCCAUGGCUGGGAUAUAAACCAGGCUGAGGACCUCGGCCCCCUCGGACAAAACCGCAAGCUAAUCGACUUCGUCUGCAAUGAUGGCCAGUUGAUUCGCUGGCUAGUCCAGCACGGUGCACGAGUUACCGAUGGCGAGGUGGACAAUUAUGAGCUCUUCCCACAGCCGGCUCCAUUGCUAGAGACGUGUGCUGUCAGAGGCUCUGUCGCAUCAUUUCGGUACUUGCAAGCCAAGGGAGCUCUUCUCGGGAAGAGGACGCUUCAUCGGGCGGUGGGAGAGGCAUCGGCGUUUGGAACAAAUCCGUUCAUUGAUGCUCAAGAAGGCCUUGGUGCGGAAACAUGCUGUCAGGCCGAAGAUGGCGAAUCUCGAGGUGAUGCUAGGGCGAGAAGAGAGAGAGCAGAAAUGUUGAUUUUUCUCGUGGAUGAAAUGAAGCUUGAUGUCAACGCGAUGGAUUCCGAUUUCCCCAAUCGCGCCUAUCGCUGGGGGACUCCAUUAUGCUACGCUGCUGUAAAGGAGAAAGGAGCGGAUGUGAUAAGGUGGCUGCUGGAGAAGAGAGCACAGCCAACGAUCAAGACGGCCCAGGAUGUCACAGAUGCGGAGGAAUUGGCAAAUGCGAUGAAGUGUGGAGAAAAUGCGAGGAUAUUGGGGGAGUGGAAGCAGGCACACGGAUGGAACGAAUGA
Molecule: messenger RNA, 954 nt
Organism: Ilyonectria robusta
Lineage: Eukaryota; Fungi; Ascomycota; Sordariomycetes; Hypocreales; Nectriaceae
Exons: 1
Coding region: 1-954 (317 amino acids)
Molecular function (GO): protein binding
Source: RefSeq, a predicted model, not a curated record